AACUACUUUCAACUUCACACAUUCCCACCCGGGAGGCUGCAGGCGGCACCCCUGCCCCGCGGCCGGAGCCGGAGGUGGGGCGACGGGCUGCAGGUGCCCGGCUCGGGUCCGCCCUCCGGCUGCAUUACGUAGCAGGUUCCCGUUCCCACACGCGUUUGUCCUCUCAGUCGAGAGUCGCCUUCGCCGCCGCCGGUCGUCCGUCCCGUUCGCACCGGCCUUUCGAUUUCCCUUCGGCGGUCGCUGGCUCCGAUUGGCUUCGCUCAAGAACUUUCUCUCAAAUAUAUUCGGAGGAUUGAUUUUUAAUCGAAAGGAACUCCCCCCCCCCCACUUACCUUUGGCCGGGCUGCGCCCCCUCCCCCGGGAGUGUGGUUCGAAUCCCCGUCCGUCGCCGACUACCGCAGUGCGGGACAGAGGGCGCUUGCGGCCGAUGGUAGGCCUGGGGAGCGGGCGGCGUAGUGCCCGCUCGACGCCGCUGCUGUUCCUGCUGUUGGCGCUGGGGGCGUGCCUGGCCUUCCUGGCGCUCAGCUACUGGGUGUCGAGUUCCCGCGGCGCCGAGCUGCGGGAGCGGGUGGCCGUCCUGGACGCCAAGGUGCGGCGCGCCGCCGCCGAUGUGAGCGCCGCCGAGCUGCGGAGGCACCAGUUGCAGGUGCAACUGCAGAAUCAACUCGAGGGCCACCAGGAGGAGAUCGGGCAGCUGGUGCGGCUCCACCGACAGCAACUCCAGUCCAAGGCCAGGGUCUGCAGUGAGGAAAAGGAGGAUCUGAAUAAGAACAUUACGAGUAGCACAAAGGUUAUACACACACUGCAAGAACAAUUUCAACAAUUGCAAAUGGGGUAUAGCCAAUUAAAUCAAAAGUUGCAGGAACUGCAAAAAAAGUUAGCCUAUGACAUUACUCAGUGCAGUAAUCAAAUAAAUGAUCAAAAAGAGUUGUAUGAAGAACAGAUUAAGGAGCUAAACAGGAGACUUGCUGAUGCCACAAAGUCCCAGGCUGGAAACAGAAACACUGAAGCAACUGACCAAACCAAAUUACUGCAGAAAGAGCACAAGUCAGCAGAAAAGAAAGAGAUCACUGAACCAUCAAAUGAAGAAUCCCAGUCUCCAAAAGAAAAUGAUCACACAAGCCAGUUAGAAGUUAAAACAAAUAAAAUUGCUAACUCUACAAAGUCUACAUUGGAACCUGAAAGUAACAAGGUACUCAAUACAGGUGCCCUUGAAAAUAUGAAUGGAACUAUUGUUAACAAUGAAAUACAAAUGAACACAAAUCCAGGUGUAGAUGAAAAUAAUCAAGAUCACUUGGAUACAGUGAAACAGGGAAACACAGAUUACAGUAGGGAUGCUGGUGAUGCUGUAGCCAAAGAGUCAGCACUUCAGAAUGACAUAGAAGUGUGACAUAAAGAAGCUCAAGAGAAUUCUUGAACAAAAUGAGGAUCAGAACAUGAAACAAAUACUGUGAAGGAGACUGCUUGAAAGUAGUUGUUUGAGUAGAUUUGUUAUUAUUGCACUUUUUUGGUUGACUUUUUGAUGCCCAUAAUGAGAUGUAAUCAGAAUUGUGUGGGGCCCUCCUUAAAAAUAGCCUGAAUUUGUACCAAGGACCAUGUCUAUGUGGUCUGUAGUUUAGAAAGCAAAGGGAAUGGGUGACUUAUGAUUUGUUCAGAAUUUAAGUAAUGAACUAUUUAGUAACUAUUUGAGUUGAAUUCAUACAGGAGGCUUCAAUUGGUUGAGUGCAUUAAUUGAAACAUAUUUUGAAAUUGGAUACUCUAAAACAUUAGCUGUUUUAAAAUGAUUAUAGUCACAUUGUAAUGAUGUCUUACGUCAGACACCAUUUUGUGUCACACUCAUAAGUAAUGCAACGGUUUGUGCAUAUCUUUUACAACCUAACUUCAAUACAGACGUGUUUAUGAAUGUUUUAUUUUUAUUUUUUAAAACUAAGUUCUGAAGGGCAAGGAGAUGCCCAACUUAGGUUCUUGUUUAUGUUAAAAUAGUGUAGUUCAACUGUCUCUUUGCGUUGGUGGGUUUUUAGAGAAAAUACAUUGUUGAAUAAUUGCUUUCAAUCACUAAAGCAACUUAAUUAGAUCUUUGACCAGUAACUCAGAAAAUGUAAAUGGGUUUCUUCCUAAAUAAAAUAAGUUAAUGCAAUUCCUGCUGCUUGUGUCUGAAUAGCUGGGAUUGGAUUUUUUGAUAUUUGUCCUUCAUUCUGAUAUACUUAAUUAUUACAUAGCAUGAGAAUAUCAUAGUUGGGCAUAUUCUCAAUCCCUUCUACAUCUGUCUACUGACAAUAAAAAUGCAACUUGCCUGCUUGGGCCAAAUCUACAUAGCCAGAGAUUGUGUUCUUUAAUGUUCUCUGUCUAAUCUUUGUCUGAGAGCUGAAUGUUUACUUCAAAAUAAAAAGAUUAUUGCUUCA
This is a messenger RNA of Pristis pectinata (smalltooth sawfish), 2402 nucleotides long. Its product is annotated as Golgi membrane protein 1-like. The transcript has 8 exons. The record is from RefSeq and is a predicted model, not a curated record. The coding region runs from base 428 to 1390 and encodes 320 amino acids. Gene Ontology annotation, cellular component: Golgi apparatus. Lineage: Eukaryota; Metazoa; Chordata; Chondrichthyes; Rhinopristiformes; Pristidae.